Messenger RNA from Labeo rohita (rohu), 2653 nucleotides. RefSeq lists its product as uncharacterized. Gene Ontology annotation, molecular function: metal ion binding; hydrolase activity; nucleic acid binding. The record is from RefSeq and is a predicted model, not a curated record. NCBI's taxonomy places the organism in Eukaryota, Metazoa, Chordata, Actinopteri, Cypriniformes, Cyprinidae. The coding region runs from base 71 to 1798 and encodes 575 amino acids. The transcript has 2 exons.
AACACGGACUUUACUUUAAGGCAAGAGCUUCAGGCAUCUCUGUGUUUUUACACAAGAGCAGCUUCACACCAUGUUUGUUCUGGCUCUGUUAAUCUCUAUCAUGCUGGGAGCAUUUAGUGCUCAGGCAAAAGUGGUCCCGAGCUUUGAUGAGUGUAAAGGGUUCUUCUACAAAGACACAGAACCAGGAGGAAUGGAUCAGAAUGCAAAGAAAAUCUGUCAGAUGCUUCAGUUUGAUAGCUACCAUUACGCUACCCUGUACUCCGUUCAUCACAGGAUCCCUCUCUAUAGCGCCUACAUAUUUGACCCUGACUGCUCAAGCACUGCUGGAAGAACAGACAACUGGCAUGUAGAGCCACAGAUUUCCUACCCUAGAUCUCGAACUGACUUUAUGGUCUUGGAAAAUCAAAAUGAAGCAAACACUUAUAAACAAAACCAAGCCAUCAGCAGCGACUACAGUGACACCGGAUACGACCGUGGUCACCUGUACCCCAGCAGUUUCCGAUGCGGUGAAGAACGAAAGGCAACAUUCACACUGACCAACGCUGCUCCGAUGGACGCGUGUUUCAACCGAAUCCACUGGAAGAACUGGGAGAGCGCGCUGAGGACUUUCUUAUUACAGAAGCAUGACUGGACGGUGCAAUAUGAUGUGGCUGCAAAACUUCUGAGCAGCAAUGUUGUAACAGUCUACAUUGUCACAGGGACGGUCCCCAGUGCAAAUGAACGAAUACCACAUAGGGGAACCUCUGAAGACCCAGAAAGAGUGACGGUGCCCUCUCACAUCUGGACAGCCGUCUGUUAUAAACACCAGUUCGAUGACAAAAAGUCAUUUUCCUUUGGCUAUAUUGGAAAUAACCUGUCGGAUGGACGCGUAACUCUGAUGCUUAUCCCAGAGCUAGAGAAACAGCUCAGUGAACUCUACAGUGAGGUCUUACAAACGGUUCAGUCAAUUAACAUUUUUGCUGAUUAUUGUUUUUCUGACAAAAGAAAGUUAGAUGAGGUUCAGCCCACAUUUCAGAAGUUAAUUGAUCUACAAGUGAGCCGAGCAGUCCGAUCAAGAUCAGACAUACAAAACAUGGUCAAAACAGUGAAAAGAGCCCUCAGAACUGACACCGAAUUUACCAACAACUUCAAGGUGACUAAGAUGACGGCAGAAUUAGCCUUUGACAGCAUGAGCUCUUAUCACACCGUGACAGAAGAUCUGAAGCGUGCUACUGGAAGUUCUUGUCUUAUAACUUACGUCAGUCCACAAAAGGAAGGGAUGAAUGAGCGGAGAAAGAGGGGGGUAUCCGAGUUUUCAGAUGCUGUUAAAUGCCAGUUGUUUCCAGAGAAGCAGAUCAACUGCUCCUCUCCCUGCCUGUACCACGACCAUCUCAAGAGCUAUAAGUGUUAUACAGGCUCAAAACAGUUUGACUGCUCACCGCAGUACUCGCUCAUUACGGCUACUGGAGUGAAGUGCCAGGAUAAUUACCCAUGUGCCAAAUAUAAUACAGAGUACUACCAAUGUAAAACCAGCAGUGGUGAAUGGGAAUACUGCAGCCCUCCACUGUGGAGAAGUAGAACUAAAAACGAAGAGGACUGCCGCAACAACCACGCCUGUGCCAAUUAUGGUAAAACAUACACAUGGUGCUACACAGAUGAUGAAGACAGCUGGGAUUACUGUUGCGCUUCUGAUGACUGCAACUUCACUGUCAGUGGCAAAACCUGUGCGUCUAAAUGUUCCUUUGGCACAAGUAACUACCUUUGGUGCGAAACUACUGAUGGCAGCUGGGAUUAUUGUUGCAGAAAAUGUGAUAAGUAGUUGGUCUGCAAAGCUUAAUUAGUACUACGGCUUUGCAAAGUUGAUUGAUUGUAUCUGGAGCACUUACUAACCUAGACACUUUCUAACAUAAGACUUUCGUAUGUACAUCUGAAAUUAAAAGUAUUUUAACAUUUGUUCCCCCUGAUUUGUAAAAAAAAAAAAAAAAAAAAUGCACUCAGUGCAAAUGUAUUCUUAAAUACUUUUUUCAAUUCAAGUUUAUUUAUAUAGUGCUUUUUACAAUAUGAAUCGUUGCAAGCAACUUUACAGAAAAUGUACGUUUCUAUAAUAGAUUUGGCAGCAUCUUAUCUAUGGCGACUAUGCCAAAAAGUACUCUGACAUCUCAUAAACGUACAUCUACGCAAGCUUAAAAUUAGAAUUUCGAUCAUAUUUUGGAACCAUUCCAAAUUCAUUGUGAAUUGUCUUAAGAUGAGACAGAUAUCCUGUGGGAUUGUUUCUACAAGAUUUCAGUGGGACCCAAGUGGGUGCCUAUUUGUGAAGGAAAUUUCGUGUUUGAUCAUUUUAAUCAUAAAAUCAGUUGAUCACAAAUGAUGACUAACAUUGUCCUUUCUCUGCAGGCCUAAACUUUAUGUGCAUUUCAGGGAACAAAAAUGUUCUAACCAUUAUAGUGUAUAAUGAAUAUUGAAUCAACAUUUAAAAAUAGUUGAUUUGUCAAUGUUAAUGUUAAAAAAAUGUCGAAGAUUCAACAAACCUCCAGUGCUUUAGUUGGGCUCUUGACCUUCAAGUUAAUUUUCUUUCAGUCUCAAUAGCAUUAAUAAAGACAGCGUUGUUGUAAAAUUAAGUUGGAGUAAAUUACAUGUGUUAAGUGUCAAGCUUUAAUAAAGUUCAGAAAUAUUA